This is a messenger RNA of Gopherus evgoodei (Goodes thornscrub tortoise), 1551 nucleotides long. RefSeq lists its product as uncharacterized. The transcript has 10 exons. NCBI's taxonomy places the organism in Eukaryota, Metazoa, Chordata, Testudines, Testudinidae. Gene Ontology annotation, biological process: cell surface receptor signaling pathway. The coding region runs from base 244 to 1551 and encodes 435 amino acids. Gene Ontology annotation, molecular function: transmembrane signaling receptor activity. The record is from RefSeq and is a predicted model, not a curated record.
GAGCCCUACAAAGCCCAGAAGGCCUAGGAGCAGGAAGGGGGGCUGACUGGAGCAUCCAACCCUGAGGAUCAGACAGCAGCAGAUUGGAAGAGAGAGAGAGAGAGAGACCUGGAACUUCCCUUCUGCUGAAAUCAGACAGGGCACAGGGCGCAGGUGAGAGCAAGGAGUGACAGUGGAUUGCCCCCUUCAGGAGCUAAAAUCUCUGGGCUGUUUCCAUCCCACUUGGUUCCCCCCACUGCCCCGAUGAUCCUGUCUCUGUGCCUUUUGCUUCCUGUAAUGAAUCCAAGCAGUCAGAAUAUCUGCUCAGCUCCCGGUGUUGUCCUUGCCCCCAUCCUCUACCUGAGCCAGAGGUCUGCUCAACAGGGGGACUCUGUGCAGCUCCAGUGCUCUGUGGUCUCCCAGGCCCCAGCCACCCGCAUCGUCUACUGUAAGGACGGAGAGGAGGUUUUCUCCCAGGCAGGGUUGAAGAAGAAGGUCACCUACAGCUAUGACCACACAGUGUCCAUGGGCAGCUCUGGGAAUUACUCCUGCGGGUACGAGAUCAAGGAGAGCUACAAGCAAGUGAACAGAUCCCAGCUCAGCCCUGCCAAGCACCUCAGUGUUACUGCGCUGAGUCCCAGAAGCCAGGAGAUCUGCUCAGAUCCAGGUGCUUUCCCUGCCCCCAUCCUCUAUCUGAGCCAGACGUCCGCCCAACAGGGAGACUCUGUGCUGCUCCAGUGCUCUGUGGUCUCCCAGGCCCCAGCCACCCGUGUUGUCUACUGUAGGGACGGGGAGGAAGUUUUCUUCCAGGCAGGGUUGAAGAAGAAGGUCAUCUACAGCUAUGACCACACAGUGUCCAUGGGCAGCUCUGGGAAUUACUCCUGCGGGUACGAGAUCAAGGAGAGCGACAAGCAAGUGAACAGAUCCCAGCUCAGCCCUGCGAAGCACCUCAGUGUUUCCGCGCUGAGUCCCAGCAGCCAGGAGAUCUGCUCAGCUCCCGGUGCUCUCCCUGCCCCCACCCUCUACCUGAGCCAGACGUCUGCUCAACAGGAUGACUCCGUGCAGCUCAAGUGUUCUGUGGUCUCGCAGGCCCCAACCACCCACGUCAUCUUCUGUAAGGAUGGGGAGGAGGUUUUCUCCCAGACAGGGUUGGAGAAGAAUGUCUCCUACAGCUAUGACCAUGCGGUGUCCAUGGGCAGCUCUGGGAAUUACUCCUGCGGGUAUGAGAUCAAGGAGAGCAACAAGCAGGUGACCAGAUCCAAGCUCAGCCCUGCCCAGCACCUCAGCAUUACUGGCAGCGUGAGCAAUAGAGGAAGAGGGGAGGAGCCGACCCGUACAGAGCCAGUCAUGUCUCUCGUCAUCUGGGCUGCUCGCUGUGUCCUGGUCCUGCUCCUCUUGCUCUCUGCACCUAUCAUCACUUUCAUGCUGGAGAGACGGGGCUUGCCUCAUCUCACAGGGCUGGAGAAGACUCACAGGGGUAGCAUCAGCAUCAUGGAGGACUGCUCCCCUAGGAUCCUACCCCCUACCUGCCCCCUGAUUGCCCUGACCAUUAUCCACACACCCGCCCCAUGA